AUGGCUGCAAAACUCUCUGCAGUUAUAGAUUUCCAGUACCACCAUUGCAGCAUUUCAUGUCCUUCCGACAAGCAUCACCCACCAUAUUUCAUUACUCUAUUAAGACCCUCCAAUCCCAGAAGAUUCACCGUUUUUUGCAGUUCGUCUAAAUCUCCCCCAAAGCCUCCUCCAUCUGAUGCGACGGAAUUCCGGGCUCGGAAAACACCGUCUUUAUCUGAGCAGCUCAAGCCGCUGUCCACCACCAUUCUUUCCGACCAACCAAAUCCAUCCCAGCAGCUCUUAUCCAAACCCAAGUCCGUUUGGGUCAACCCCACCAAGCGUAAGCCCUCUGUGCUUUCUCUACAACGCCAGAAGCGGUCUUCUUAUUCGUAUAAUCCCCAAAUCAGAGACCUCAAGCUCCUAGCCAAGAAGCUCAAUGAUUGUGACCCUUUUGACGAGGCUGCUUUCCAAGCUGUUCUUGAGGAGAUCCCUCACUCCCCAACUAAAGAAAAUACCCUUUUGGUGCUCAACAGUUUGAAACCAUGGCAAAAGACUCUUUUUUACUUCAAUUGGGUUAAGGCCCAGAAUACUUUUCCCAUGGAGACUAUCUUUUACAAUGUCACCAUGAAGUCUUUGAGGUUUGGCAGGCAAUUUCAACAUAUUGAGAACCUUGCAAAUGAGAUGAUUGAAAAUGGGGUUCAGCUCGAUAACAUUACUUAUUCCACUAUUAUCUCCUGCGCGAAAAGAUGUAAUCUUUUUGAUAAGGCUCUGGAGUGGUUUGAGAGGAUGUAUGCUACCGGUGUGAUGCCGGAUGAGGUGACAUACUCUGCUGUUCUUGAUGUGUAUGCGAAACUCAGGAAAGUUGAGGAGGUUAUAAGUUUGUAUGAGAGAGGGAGAGCAAGCGGGUGGAAGCCUGAUGCUGUUGCUUUUUCUGUGCUGUGUAAGAUGUUUGGGGAAGCAGGAGAUUAUGAUGGUAUAAAGUAUGUGCUUGAGGAAAUGAAGUCACUUGGUGUACAGCCCAAUUUGGUUGUUUACAAUACCAUGUUAGAGGCAAUGGGGAAGGCUGGGAAGCCCGGAUUAGCGAGGAGUUUGUUCGAGCAAAUGGUGGAUUCAGGGGUUACCCCUGAUGAAAAGACACUGACCUCGUUAAUCAAGGUUUAUGGGAAGGCGAGAUGGGCGAAAGAUGCGUUGGAGCUUUGGGAACGGAUGAAGUCGAAUGGAUGGCCGAUGGACUUCAUAUUGUACAAUUCGUUGUUGAGUAUGUGUGCUGAUCUUGGGUUGGAAGAAGAGGCUGAGCAACUGUUUCAAGAUAUGAAGGGAUCAGAACGUUGUAAGCCGGAUAGUUGGAGCUACACUGCAAUGCUAAACAUAUACGGAAGCGGGGGUAAAGUUAAUAAGGCGAUGAAGUUGUUUGAAGAGAUUAAGGAAGAGGAAGGUGUUGAGCUCAAUGUCAUGGGAUGCACUUGUUUGCUUCAAUGCCUUGGAAAAGGGAAGAGAAUCGAUGAUUUGGUUAGGGUGUUUGAAAGUUCAAUUGAAAGUGGCAUUAAACCAGAUGAUAGGCUUUGUGGGUGCUUAUUGUCUGUGUUGGCUAACUGUGAAGGUGAAGAAGAUGCAAGUAAAGUGAUUGCCUGUCUACACAGAGCCAAUCCAAAUUUGGUAGCUUUCAUUAAGCUUUUGGUAGAGAAAGAGACUAAAUUUGAGGUUGUGAAAGAGGAGUUCAAGACCAUACUCAACAACACUGCUGUGGACACCAGAAGGCCUUUCUGUAACUGCAUGAUUGACAUUUGUCGAAAACGGGAACUAAACGAGAGAGCUCAUGAGCUUCUUUACAUCGGUACAUUGUAUGGAUUGUACCCAGGACUACUGUAA
This is a messenger RNA of Oldenlandia corymbosa var. corymbosa, 1848 nucleotides long. The record is from the annotation of a GenBank genome assembly. NCBI's taxonomy places the organism in Eukaryota, Viridiplantae, Streptophyta, Magnoliopsida, Gentianales, Rubiaceae.